CCUGGUGCAGGACCAGGUGCCUUACUUCAUCUGGAGCAGCCGCUGCAGUGCUGCAGAGAGAGGCAUCCUGCGGCCGGACCAGGUGGUGAACCACUAUGCCCGAGGGGGCUGCCUUACCACCAAGGUGGGGGCACAGGGACCUUCCCUGGGGGGGCACAGGGUGCACGCCAGGGCUGCCAUCCUUCUCCACACAGGAGGGGCUGUGCCUCACCCUGCGCAACCUGCCCUGGUUCGACCAAGCCGACCCCGAUACCUUCUUCCCUCGCUGCUACCGGCUGGGUGCUGCGGACGAGCGCCAGGCCUUCAUUGAGGAUUUCCGCCUCACUGCUGCACGCUGCCUGCUCAAAGCGGCCCUGGGAAGGGCUGAGGGUGAGCAUAUAGCACUGGAGCCAUCCCCAAAACCCAGUGAUGCUCCAGGUGAGGUGCUGAGCCCCCACCCCAGGCAUGGCGCAGUGCUCCAUCCCUCACUCUGUGCUACCCUCCUAGCAGAGGGGCCGGCCCCGCCAUUGCCCCCACAGCUGAUGGAGGAGGCGCUGCGGGUGUGCAGGGGGCACCUGGACAGCAUGGCCCACCAGGACAUCGACGGGGACACACAGCCCCACAGCCCCAACUGGGACAGCUUCCUGCAGGGCUACUACCGCGUGGUGCAGUGAGUGCCGGCAGAGGGGUGGGGAAGGGUGGAAAGGCAGUGGCUGAGCCACCCCAUA
This is a messenger RNA of Tympanuchus pallidicinctus (lesser prairie-chicken), 707 nucleotides long. RefSeq names its product tubulin tyrosine ligase 3-like. The coding region runs from base 96 to 653 and encodes 185 amino acids. NCBI's taxonomy places the organism in Eukaryota, Metazoa, Chordata, Aves, Galliformes, Phasianidae. Gene Ontology annotation, biological process: protein polyglycylation; cilium assembly; cilium movement. Gene Ontology annotation, molecular function: protein-glycine ligase activity, initiating. The transcript is spliced from 2 exons. The record is from RefSeq and is a predicted model, not a curated record. Gene Ontology annotation, cellular component: cilium.